This is a messenger RNA of Lepisosteus oculatus (spotted gar), 3807 nucleotides long. RefSeq names its product cysteine-rich and transmembrane domain-containing protein 1-like. Lineage: Eukaryota; Metazoa; Chordata; Actinopteri; Semionotiformes; Lepisosteidae. The record is from RefSeq and is a predicted model, not a curated record. Gene Ontology annotation, cellular component: membrane.
UAAGAGACACAAGUACAGCAGCUCCUCGCAGAGACAGCUUGCAGCCAAGGGACACUGAAAUCCUGAAUCCCAGGACUGGCGUGUGGAUCCGAAGCAGACCAGCGUGGUGAUUGCAGUUGUUUCAGGAGUGGGAACCCCCUGUCCAAGGAUGAGCAAGCCCUAUCCAGAUGAGCCCAGCAAGGACCCCAGCGCACCCCCUCCCGGCUGGGACCCCGCGGUCAAGGCAGGGGCUGCGUACCCCCCUCCUCCACCCUACCAGGAUAACCCCAUGCCGCCCGGAGGGUACCCCAUGCCGGCUCAGCCCUACCCCCAGUACCCCCAGGGCACCACGGUCACUGUGCAGCCCACCAUCUAUGUGACCCAGACCCCGCUGGCUCACCCGCUGCCGGACUAUCUGGGCUACUCCAUCUUCACCAUGCUGUGCUGCUGCCUGCCCCUGGGCAUCGCCGCGCUGGUGUACUCCAUACUGACCCGUGAAGCCAACCACCAGGGCAACCAGGAAGCUGCGCAGAGGAACUCCAGACUGGCGCGGAUCCUCAACCACACCGCCCUGGGCAUCGGCAUCGCCAUCAUCAUCCUGUACAUCAUCUACUUCACCGUCAUCGUCGCCCACUGAGCUGCUGCAGCGCUGCCCUCCCCUCCGCCCUCUUUCUCAUUUCAGUAGUCCUGCUUCCCUCCUCGUCCCGUAAUCCCCGAUUCUCCCCUCCGACCCGGCUCAGCAGCUCAGCUCCGCUCCAGCGCCCCCUACUGGCUGCAGUAGGGCACUGGUUUGGCCCUGUGCCCUGGCUCUCGCGCGGACCGGGCCGGUAGGGCUGUGAUGGUAGAUGAUAGAGUCUUCCCUUGGUGCUACACACAGGGGGUGGCUGUCAGUGAAUUCUGCUGCGUCUGCACUGGGGUCUGGGGGAGUUUGUCAGUAUCCUGACCCUAAUGCCCAGCCUCAUGCUGCACCUCGUGCCUUUACUGUCUAAAAUCGGCUCCCUCUGGGGUCGCAUUCCUUUUUUGAUUUUGUUCCCACCUUUAGCUGUGCUGUGCUCAGGAUUGAUUGCCUCACGAGUCAAGUGUGUUGUAUCCCAGGGCGGCUUCCUGCCGGGAGCGGGUUGGGGAUCAGUCUCGGGGUCACUGGCGGCGCUGUGGCCCCUGUCAGAGCCGUCAGGGGGCCCAGAGCUGCCGAGGACCUCCACUUCCAGGACUUUUUGCUGUUAUUUUGGCUGCAAAACUCUCCCAAGUGCCUGUCCUGGAGGAAUCGUGGUAAAAAAAAGAUCUCCUGAGAUUACUGUGAAAAGUGUAACCCGAGUGACAGACGCAAUUAAGCAUUUCGCAAUGUUUUUAGGGCAAAGACCUCACUGACCACGAUUGAACUGUGAGCACCUGACUCUCUCAAGUGCUGCGCCUGCAAUUGCAGGACAGAGCGACUGUGCUGUAGUGCUGCAAUCAGCACAGCCCUAAUUCGCUUCAUUCUGAUCAUAAAAAACAAAGAGUUGGACAGGAACGCGGUGGUGUAACUCUGAAAGCGCGUGGCCUCCCCAGUCUUAGUGAUGGUGUGAGACUGAAGUCUGCUCUACUGCAUUCCUGUUCCACAGUCAGAGUGCCCACGGAUUUCCACAGUAAUCUCAGCAGAUAUUUUUGACCCGUUUUAUUUGAAAAAGGUUUUUGCGCUAUUGUGCUUUACUAAAGGGAUGAAGAUGUUAAUAUUAUCAUUGUGAUAAUUUAUAAGCCAAAGCAACUCUUUCUCCCUCAUUUUACACAAAAGCUUGAAGUGGACUCUGAUAUGACAUUCCACAACAGCUGAUGAAACUGUCCCAGUAUGGGUUUCCAGCCUUGGUCCUGGCUAGUCUGAGGGGUCCCCUCUCAUCUGUGAGCUAUUGAGAAAUAAUUCAGUUCAACUCCUUGCCUUAAGGGCAGAACUUAAAUCUUAGUCUUAAAUCCCCUCUGAAUGGCUUCCUUCCUCGACAGCCUUAGAAUUGGUAAUUUAACGGAGGCCUCUACAAACCCCGCUGGACUGGGGCUCUCUGGGACCAGGGCUGGGGACCCCCUGUAGUCUGGAGGUCAGAGGUGUUUCAGCUGAGUCCCUGCAGAAACACCCGCAGGAGUCUGCGCGUAUUUGGUGUGAAGCCGACGGCACAUUGCUACUUGUACAAAAUUGCAUUGGAAUUGCACUUACUGGCAGUGCUGUUGCUACAUUUUAGAUUCAAAGUGGUUCAGGCUUUCAAACAGUGUUUGGAUGUUUGCCUCCCUUUCCUCCACACUUUGCAUCUUUUUGGGUUUUGCGACUCAGUACGAUUGUGAUAGCGGAGCAAAGCGUCACCCUGUACCGUUAAGAGAGCUUACCGCACAGUUACAUACCGUGAAUGUAGCGUCGCAAUUGUGUUAAGUGAGCCUGGUAAUACUGCAGGAGGAAACUGAAAAGAACGCGUCUGGUAAAACAGAGGGCCGCUAAACCAGAAAACCAAAUUCUCGCACGUCUGCCUGAGGGUACGAACACGAUCAGAGCUCACGACCGCCCGGAGGUACGAGCCCUGCCCAGCGUGUGCUGCUGUGUACAAACGGGACCGGUGUUCGAAAGCGCUGACACCAGAAACCGGUCGGAGCAGAGGCGUGUGUCUUUACGAACACGGCCUAUCUAGGCCAGGCGGUAGCUGAUCCGAGUGUCUCAUCCAUUCCUUGAAAAGAAGCCAAGCUCCCUCGAGUCUCUGUGUGAAAGGGUUCGUGUGAAUGUCGCUCCCGUUUCCAAGGUAAUAAAACUGCUUUUGUGUCCUCCGUUUUCUUGGGACAGACCAGCGUAAUGUCACCAGGCUGGCGCAAAGAUGUUUUUUGCUAUCGAUAUGGGGGUUUAUAUGAGGGUAGACGAUCUGGGUUCCAGGUAACGCAGCCCCGCUUUAUAACUGACCGCGAUACUGCGCUUCAUGCCGCCGGCGUCUUGGACAACUGAUUGAAUUUCCAGUAUCUACGCAGUAAUCGAAUUAAUCAUGAAUGAUGCGGUACAGUCUUGGCUCAAAUAAUAUUCUGCUGGUCAUAAACCCUUUAGCGUAAUUACCCCGAAAACCCAGUGCACGCAGCCGGUUAUUAUACAUUAGAUUUAAUUUUGUUUGUUUUAUUCGAUGCGAUGCGGAUGAAACGUGAUGCAAUAUCAUUACGAAUGAUGUAAUAUAGAUAAACAUGUAUAAACCUAAAGAGCCAAAGUAAAAAACAUACAUCAGGGUUCAGAAUCCCUUAAUGCACAUGCACACGUUGUCAUGACAGAUACGCUGGGGGCAGCGCUGUGGUACAGUAUGGCGCAAUGUCGUGAAAUAGGACUCUGCACCAGACUGAGCUCACCGGGUCGCUUACACGCGGCCCAUAAGACCUGCAAACCGAGCUGGGUCGAACGGGACGCGAACAGUAGACGGGGAGCGAAAGCAGGAAACCACUUCAUGGAAAUAGCAAAUACCACUUUCAUAAAAUAAAUAAACUAGGCGGCCACUAAUAUAAAUAACUUCAAAGGGAGCAACUUGUGAAAGAGCUUGCGCUGAAGAGGAUUCCUCUUGUGCGAGGAUCUUGUCCUGGCGUGGAUCCACAGGGGUGAAUAUGUUGCCUGCCUGUUUCUUAAUAACUUUUGAAAAAUAGAGAUUCUGUAUAUGGUAGAUCUGUAUGUAUACAAAUAUAUCAUAGUUAACGCCAUUUACCUGUUGUAUUUUCCAGACGUCUACUGCUGUCUCUAAGUCUAGCCUCCUAUAUUCUUGUGUCUGAGACCUGUCAUUUCAGUCCACAACUGGAAUUGUUAACCAAAUACGGCAUUUUACAAAUAAACGCUAUGAGACAAAAACCCAA